CCACCCGCGGGCAGCGCAUUAAAGCCGCGGCCGCGGUGCGAGGCCCCGUCCCGAUCCUCCCUCCCUCCGCUCGCAGCCCGGUGACAGCGCCCAGGCGGUAGGGAAAAUCCACACCAAGAAAGCCUCUAUUCUGCAAGGCAAGGGUUCCAUUCUAUCCAGGAGCCCAGCCAAGACAGCUUUCGUGGCCUACCACCUAGUUUUUACCAGGCACCCAUCCAAAGCCAGUUAUCACCAACAAAAACCCAGGACAGCCGCGAAACCUCUCCUAUGAGUGUCCCUAAUUUCCCAUCCGUUUCCUCUAUGUGUCAACCAACCAUGUUUAACUACGAGCGUCCAAAACACUUUAUCCAGUCUAAGAAUGUGUGCCAAGGGCAACAGCAGCCUCCGGGACCCGCAGCCUCUACAGAGUCAAGCAGACAACUCAAACAAUCCUCCAUCCUAAUACAGCCUCGUAACCCCAGCGGGCAGAAAUUCUCCUCCUCGUCAUCGCUGAGCUCGUCAAUCACGCUCUCCUCGCCUUCCUGUAGUGCCCCUAAGGAACCCACAUAUCCCGUCACUCCUGCAUCCGCGCAGUCUCCUGCUAGCUCCUCAUCCGGGCAACGGCUUAUAUCCAUGCCUAACCAACCCCCCGCAGCAUUCCUGUGCUCAGUGCUACCCUCGCAGCCCGACUAUAACAGCCAAACUCCUUCUCCUAUGGAACCUCAUUACUCACAACCAAUGUAUAACAAACAAGCUAGCAUCAACUCUAUGCAGAAGACGUCAGAUCAUGAAAUUCGAGGAACAAAAGAGGCCCUCAUUCAGGACUUGGAAAAGAAACUCCGAUGCAAAGACAACCUUCUCCAGAAUGGCAACCAGCGAUUAACUUAUGAAGAAAGAAUGGCUCGCAGGCUGCUCGGACCAGUAAAUGCUGCAUCCGUGUUGGAAACACAAAGUGAAGACAACAUGCAGAACGCACAGAAUGCAGAAAACAUCAGGCUGCAGGUUCCUACAACACACGUAAGGAGCAGACCAUCCUCAAGAGGAGACGAACGUGGACACGACUCAAUCCAGGAGAAGUUCUUCCAGCCACGUUUUACACAAGUGCCUGAAGACGUCAUUAUUGAGGAGGGGCGAUUCUGCAGGCUCGACUUCAAAGUCAGUGGGCUGCCAACUCCAGAUGUGAUGUGGUAUCAGAAUGGAAGGAUGGUUCAUCAAGAUCAGUUCCAUAAAAUGAUAGUGUCAGAAAAGGGAUUCCACUCAUUUAUUUUUGAGGCAGUCAAAUCCUCUGAUGCAGGGACAUACGAAUGUGUGGCUGUCAACCGUGCAGGAGAAGCAUCUUUUGCAGUAAAAGUGGAAGUCAUUGCCAAAGAACAUCACACGCCGCCAACUUUCAUCUUCAAGCCACAAAGCAAAAAGGUUUUUGAAGGAGAUACAGCCAGACUCGAAUGCCAGAUCUCUGCUAUCCCAACACCCAGGAUUUACUGGAAAAGAAACAACGAAAUGGUACAAUAUAAUACAGACCGAAUAAGCUUGCUACAUGAUAACACUGGAAGGAUUUGCCUCCUGAUUCAUAAUGCUAACAAGAAAGAUGCUGGCUGGUACACCGUGUCUGCUGUCAAUGGAGCAGGAGUGGCCACAUGCCAUGCCAGGCUAGAGGUUGCAACACAUACAAACAAGCCAGUUCCAGCCUCAAAGCAGUUACGGGUCCGACCAACUUUUAGCAAGUAUUUGGCACUGAAUGGAAGAGGACUGGAUGUGAAACAAGCUUUCUCACCAGAAGGAGAGUUUCAGCGGUUGGCUGAGCAGUCUGGACUGUAUGAAAGUGAUGAACUUUAACUGGAAGAGGAGAUCUUGCACCUGUAAGAGACAAUUACAACAUAGAUGCAGUUAACUGGUGAUUGCCCUCAUUAGCAAAAUACCUAUCUACAGAUUUUUACUGUCCCCCACAUUGAGCUCUUCCCGUUUUACCAUGUUAGAGUUUAUUUAUAUGGCUUGGUGACUGUAACCAUUUACUGAGGAUUGUAUUUGAACUAUAAAGCCUAAGGAAGCAGGCUAGUUUGUACAAGCGCGGGUGGGUUUGGUUCUGCCUGUACUCGGUUACAUGCUGAAGUAGGUUGGUUUGUACUGCUGCUCUUGACCGUAUCAGAAGUCUGUGCUGUCUGAAUACUAAACCCAAAUAGAUUAGAGUGUUUUUAUGAGAUUAGCGGCAAAUAAACCUUU
Neopsephotus bourkii (Bourke's parrot) is the source of this 2199-nucleotide messenger RNA. It is a transcript of the gene MYOT, whose product is annotated as myotilin. Gene Ontology annotation, molecular function: cell-cell adhesion mediator activity. The record is from RefSeq and is a predicted model, not a curated record. Gene Ontology annotation, biological process: homophilic cell-cell adhesion; axon guidance; dendrite self-avoidance. The transcript has 10 exons. Gene Ontology annotation, cellular component: axon; plasma membrane. Bases 268 to 1815 code for a protein of 515 amino acids. NCBI's taxonomy places the organism in Eukaryota, Metazoa, Chordata, Aves, Psittaciformes, Psittacidae.